Messenger RNA from Debaryomyces hansenii CBS767, 2316 nucleotides. RefSeq names its product putative ATPase. Gene Ontology annotation, cellular component: nucleus. The coding region runs from base 1 to 2316 and encodes 771 amino acids. The transcript has a single exon. Gene Ontology annotation, molecular function: ATP binding; ATP-dependent chromatin remodeler activity; DNA binding. The record is from RefSeq and is a predicted model, not a curated record. Lineage: Eukaryota; Fungi; Ascomycota; Pichiomycetes; Serinales; Debaryomycetaceae.
AUGACCAACGAAGAUGACCUCGCAGUGUACGAUGAACCCCGUUCGGCCCGCCAGGAAGAGUUCGAUAGCCUCAACACGUCCGUCAAGCUCGAAAGGUUAAACACAUUGAUCCAGCGGUCGCAGGUGUACUCGCAGAUCAUGGCGGAGAAUAUAUUGCAGAACACCAUGGACAAGAAACAGGCCAGGGGAAUAGCCGCUGACACGUCUGAGAAUCAUCCUUCCAAGCGUAGGAAGGGUGUAAAACGACAGACAAAGACUCCCAAACACGACGUGGUAUCGAUGCUUUCGGCACCAUCCGCCGAAAUGUCUACCCACAAGCAGCCACGGUUGUUCUCGGGAGGCACGCUCAAGGACUACCAGUUGGACGGUAUGGAGUGGUUGAUCACGUUGUUUGAAAAUGGGUUGAAUGGGAUAUUGGCGGACGAGAUGGGGCUCGGGAAGACGAUCCAAUGCAUUGCGUUCUUGACGUUUCUUAUGGAAAACGGCAUCAAUGGCCCCUUUCUUAUUGUGGUGCCGUUGUCGACUAUUUCCAACUGGUGCAAUGAGGUCAAACGGUUUGCGCCGUCGCUCAAGAUGUUGAAAUACAUCGGAUCGAAACAAGAGCGGUCUGACCUCGCCAUAAGCUCUGAUUAUAACAUCGUGUUAACAUCGUACGAGAUAUCUAUCAGAGACUUUUCCAAGCUCAACCGCAUCAACUGGAAAUACCUCAUUGUCGACGAGGGCCAUAGGUUAAAGAAUAUGAAUUGCACAUUGAUCAAGUUCUUGAAAAAGCUAAAUGUGAAUAAUAAGCUUUUGAUUACGGGUACCCCGUUACAGAAUAAUCUCGACGAGUUGUGGUCGUUGUUGAACUUUAUACUCCCUGAUAUUUUCCACGACUUGGAUCUAUUCCAACAAUGGUUCAAUUUUGAUGAAUUGACCAAUUUCCAGCAACAGAAUACUGGUAACGACGAUGAAACAAACCGCUUGAUUGAAAUGAAUAUCCAGGAGAGCUUGGUCAAGAAUUUGCAUACCAUUUUGAAGCCGUUUAUCCUAAGACGGUUGAAGAAAGAUGUAAUCCGCAAUUUACCUCCCAAGAAGGAAUACAUCAUUCAUAUAUCUCUCAGCACCUUGCAGAAAAAGUUGUAUAAUGAUGCGUUGAAUAAUAAUUUGUUGUUUGGAUUACUAGAAGUAUACUUGAAGGAAUAUAUUCACUAUAACCAUGGUGAUUUGUUUGAUGCGUCUGAAAUCACUAAGUUAAUGGAGAAGAAAUUAGCAGUGAUACCUGCCGAGAAGCGGUCAAAACUUGGAUCGUUCAAAGAAGCCGAUAGUGAUGACGAAUUUGAUUAUAUCGAAGAACAUAUCGAUAACUCGAAACCAGAGUUAGAUGAGAAGCAAAUUGCAAAAUUACCCAAGAAAAAAAGAAAAGAAUACAUUUUUGAUAACUUGUAUUAUAAGUGUCUCAAACGCUUAAAGCAUCUAUCGUUACAAAACUUAAUCAUCCAGUUAAGAAAUAUCUGUAAUUCGCCAUAUAUAUUCUACGAACCAUUUGAACCAUAUUCUAAUAAGGAUGCUCAAUUUAUGGACUUGUUAUUGCGCAAUUCGUCAAAGUUCAAAGUUUUGCAGCAAUUGUUGGAUGAGUUAUUACUGAAAAAUCACAAAGUACUUAUAUUUUCUCAAUUUACUAAGGUACUAGACUUGAUAAAUGAUUGGCUAGUUUACGAGAAUGUUGAGAUAUGCAGACUAGAUGGAUCAAUGAAUCAACUGGAUAGGGAGGAAGAGAUAACGGAAUUUAAUGCCAAAAAUUCGAAACAGCAAGUAUUUUUAUUAUCUACUAGAGCAGGUGGUUUAGGUAUUAAUUUAACUGCAUCGGAUACUGUUAUCAUCUUUGAUAAUGAUUGGAAUCCACAAAUAGACUUACAAGCAAUUGACAGGGUACAUAGAAUAGGUCAAACCAAGCCUGUUAAGAUUUACCGUUUUCUCAUAAAGAAUUCAAUAGAAGAAAUUUUGAUCAGUAAAUCAUAUUCUAAGAGGUUUCUUGAAAAAAUCAUUAUUCAAAUGGGUGAAUUUAAGUUUAAUAAAUUCCAAAAAGUCAUAAAUGAAAAGAACCUUAACUUUAAGAAUUUGGUUAAUUUAUCGAAAAGUUUUAGAAUUAACGGCGAGGUCAAAGAAAACCAAUCCGGUGAUAAUGACUACGAUGUGGAUGAACGAGCAAACGAGAAUAAGUUGACUGAUGACGAAAUGACAGAAUUAUUGGAUAGAAGUAGCGAAUGCUACAGGACAGAAAAGAACUUUGAAAAUGUUUCAGUUUUUGAAACUAUAAAUAAUAUGGAUAAAUAA